Platichthys flesus (European flounder) is the source of this 3418-nucleotide messenger RNA. It is a transcript of the gene srsf7a, whose product is annotated as serine and arginine rich splicing factor 7a. Lineage: Eukaryota; Metazoa; Chordata; Actinopteri; Pleuronectiformes; Pleuronectidae. Gene Ontology annotation, biological process: mRNA splicing, via spliceosome. The transcript is spliced from 8 exons. The coding region runs from base 240 to 998 and encodes 252 amino acids. Gene Ontology annotation, molecular function: RNA binding; zinc ion binding. Gene Ontology annotation, cellular component: ASAP complex; nucleoplasm; cytoplasm. The record is from RefSeq and is a predicted model, not a curated record.
UGAAGGAGCGGAAGUCACGCGGGUCGGAGGUGGUGGCUAACGUGAAGCUAAUCUUAAGCUAACCCGGUGACCGGCGGGACAGACCAGGAGGAUCCGUCAAAGCGGCGGUUCGACGCGUGGACUCGGUAGAAAGCGUCUGUCACAGAUUCACUUCAACCUCCGGCUGCGUUCGAGGGAAGUGAAGUCCCACUGGAGCCGGAAGCGGAGGCACGAAGCGGCGACCGAGAAGGUAAGGAGCGAUGUCGCACCACUCCCGUAGCUCGUCUCGGACCGGGGACUGUAAAGUGUACGUGGGUGACCUGGGCAAUGGUGCUGCCAAGGGCGAGCUGGAGCGAGCGUUCAGUUAUUACGGCCCACUGAGAAGUGUGUGGGUGGCGAGGAACCCCCCCGGGUUUGCCUUCGUGGAGUUUGAGGACCCCAGAGAUGCAGAAGAUGCUGUCAAAGGCAUGGAUGGAAAGCUUCUCUGUGGUUCCCGUGUUCGUGUGGAGUUGUCGACGGGCCUCUCCAGGAAGGGCCGUGGGCGCCCCAGCCGACGCCAGUUUGACCCCGCGGACCGGUGCUACCAGUGUGGGGACCGAGGUCAUUACGCCUACGACUGCUACCGCUUCAGCAAGAGGGGCCGUCGCAGCAGGUCUCGCUCCCAUUCCCGGUCUCGCUCCAGGUCCAGGUCCCGUGGACGUCGUUAUCGCUCCAACACCCGCAGCCGUAGCCACAGCCGGAGCCGUCGCAGAUCUCCAUCUUACUCCAGACGCAGGAGCAGGUCUGGCUCUCCAGCCCGCAGCAAGUCCAGGACUCCCGUGAGAAGUCGCUCCAGAUCCCGCUCUCGGUCUGGCUCUGCGCCGAGAAGACGCUCUGUCUCUCGGUCCCGCUCACGCUCGGUUGCAGCCAACCACAAGAAGAGCAGCGUGUGGUGGGACCUGAGCACUGCACUGACACCACAGCUGAUCCCAGGCCCAGGGUCUGCCAGCUGGCGGUGUGUACGUCCUGCGGGAGGGUGACAAAGCGCUGACCUGAGAUCAGCCUUCUUCUGCAUCUGGUGUUAGACAGCGAGAAAGAGGUCGACCUACAGACCGAACCCUCCCAACAGUGAAUGGGUGACCGUCUGUUCAACCGACGCGCACGCUCAGACGAGAUCCGCCCACGCACAUACAGUUGUUCUACUUGAGCCAGCCAGCCUUCAGACGCACCAGAGGGCUGACCCACACAGAUCAGACCUCGACCACUUCCUUUUUUAAUCCAUUACCGACCUACCAGACCCCCUACCUACCUACCAGAGUUCUUCGGCCUCUGUCUUAGCUUCUGAGAGUGAGUGAGAGAGAGAGAGAGAGCUGACGAGAGAUCAGUCUUCAAGAGCCUCCCAGCGCAGUGUCUCUACGAGUUGUAGUCAUCCGUCCUUCAGUCCUAUCAUCCUUCGCUUCUGUGUUCUUGUUGUUUCUGCCACUGUCUCCAAAGGUAACCAAAAAUUAAACCCCCCUGACAAGCUCAUGUUGAUGAUGAAAGAAAAUGCACAGGUCUCAUGUUGUCUGGAAAAACUGGAGAUGAUAGAGCUAAAGUUGAGCCUUUUAUGUACGUUCUUACUAUUGCUAUAGAGCCACGGUUAGCAUUAGCAGCUUUUUGCCAGAGGAAAUCUUACAGGUCUGACAUUCAACUUAAUUUUAUAAUUGAUUCAGACUGUUUUGUUUUUGCUUCUAUCACUACUUUAUUUCACACCAAACCUUUUAACUGGGAACACAUGGAGUAGAACACAGGUUCUGGACAGCACCACCUCAUCUGUCGCACGCUUGACUUGAGUGCAGAUCAGACGCCACAGGGAAGAGAUGGGAGGGGCAGCGGAAAGCUGGGUAGCAUGCUGACUUGCAUAGAAGCAAUGAAGUGAAAGUAAUGGAAGCAAAACAAGAGAUGAAACUGCUGUAAUUUUCCAUCACUGGAGACGGCAAGUUAAAGGAAUUAAGUUUGGUGAACUUAAGCUGUUGAUGCUAACACUUAACAUAUAUCAGUAGUAAAAACGUACAAAUAGACACUUUUACAAGCAUGCACGGUGUAAAGAUGUGUGUCUGCAUGUGAGUGAAUGGAUGAGCGAGUGGGAGAGAGGAAGGAGUUUUAUGGGCUGAUAUUUCUGAGGAGGCUUUGUCAGAUAUGUUUAUCUUGUUUCACACAUGCCACAACAUCGUUACCAUUUUAAUCUUUUUUCACCAUUCUAAAAAUAGUAUAAAACUAAUGUUACCUUUUUCAAAUCCGUAGUCAUCCUGAGAUCCUAGAGAGUAGUUUCCAUGAGUCCUUUCUGCCCCCCCUUCUGUGUUAAUAGAAGUGGGAGGAUUAAAACUUAACGCUUCCAUUUACUGUAAAAUGUUGGAUUUCUUUCUCAGACACCAAAGAUAAUUUCAUGAGUUAAAUUUAACACCUAACAGAUACAAAUAAUCCAGUUUGGUUUAUUUGGGACUUUGAGUUCAAAGGACAGUUAACAAACAUCAGCGCCCAUCCAGUCUUUCACAGCAGGUGUAUUAAAAGUGGGAUGUACUUUUUUAUCUGAUCAUCCUUCCAGCCUCCCCUGUGUCGAGCUAACUCUGCUCUGUUUCUGUUUCAGUCGUUCCCGUUCAGGAAGUCCAAACCGAAGCCCUGCAGUAGCAGAUGCCUGAACGAUGAAGACAAUUUGACACACACACAUGCACACACACACUCAAACACUCUGCAUUUUCAGCCCUAAAAGCAGCUGCUUUUUUUUUGUACUUGUAUGUCUGGUCUCUGUUGUUGAAAUUUAUUUUCUCCCCAGGGCUGCAGCUUCUGUGCAGGCUCAGAUUGUUAUAGCUGUAGUCAAUGCAGUAGGCGGAAAUCUGAUUGUUUUAAAUGUUUUGCUGCUGUUAUAGGCCGUCUCUCUUCUCAGAAGAUUUAGGACGUUAAGGUAACACAGAGAGUUGCAGCUGACUUUUAGCAGUGGUUCGACAGUUCACAGUAAACUGCAGUUGAAGAAAAGCCCAGGUUUUGAGGGUGAGGACAUAGUACUGAAAAACUGCUUUUAUUCUUGAACCGUAAGUUUAUUUUCCCCCUUUGAACAGCAAAGACAGUUUUUUGUCUUGCACUCAUUGUGAAUUUUGAGUUUAAAUGCUGUGUAGUGUUUCCUCAUAUAAUGGCAUGAAAGAAAACUUCCUGGCCUGCAUGCCUUUAAAUAUGUGGCGUCACAUUCCUACUGCUUGUCAUGUCUGUGAUGCACUGCCCUUUUUACAAACCGAUCAGCUUCCCUCCUUGCAGAAAGACUUCUUCAUCCCCCCGUGUGUGGAUUCCUCAUUUGUUCCUGUGACUUUUUGAUUUUAAAGCACGUAUGAACAGCGCUGAAGUUUGAUUUGACCGUUUGGCUCUGUUCCUGGCUUCUACAGUGAGACAGUGGCAGUUUUAUUUUUGAAUAAACCUCUUCCACAAAAAA